This is a messenger RNA of Oryctolagus cuniculus (rabbit), 5543 nucleotides long. RefSeq names its product EMAP like 4 (gene EML4). Gene Ontology annotation, molecular function: microtubule binding. Gene Ontology annotation, biological process: microtubule cytoskeleton organization. The record is from RefSeq and is a predicted model, not a curated record. Lineage: Eukaryota; Metazoa; Chordata; Mammalia; Lagomorpha; Leporidae. Gene Ontology annotation, cellular component: mitotic spindle.
CGCUGCGCGCGGGCGCGGGGGCGGGGCGCGGCGCGGCUCUCGCGGCUGCUGCCUGGGAGAGAGGCCGGGCAGGAGGUGCAGCGGCGCGGCUCUCAACCUGACGGGGAAGUGCCCCGGCGGUGGCCGCUGAGAGUACCCCGAGGCGGACGGACCGACGAACGACGGAGGCGGGGGCCGGGAGCCGAGUCGGGCGACCCAGAGAGCCAGCGGGUCAGGCUCAGCGUCGGCCGCUCUGUCGGUCCGCUGAAUGAAGUGCCCGCCCCGCUGAGCCCCGAUCCCGGCGCUUUCCCGCAAGAUGGACGGUUUCGCCGGCAGCCUCGAUGAUAGUAUUUCUGCUGCAAGUACGUCUGAUGUUCAGGAUCGCCUCUCAGCCCUGGAGUUACGAGUCCAACAACAGGAAGAUGAAAUCACUCUGUUAAAGGCAGCUUUGGCUGAUGUUCUGAGACGUCUUGCAAUCUCUGAAGAUCAUGUGGCCUCAGUGAAAAAAUCAGUCCCAAGUAAAGGCCAGCCAGGCCUUCGGGAAGCGAUUUCCAUGUCCUGUAUAACCAAUGGAAGUGGUGCAAACAGAAAACCAGGUCACUCAAGCUCUGUCUCAAUUGCAAGAAAAGAAACACUUUCAUCUGCUGCUAAAAGUGGUACAGAAAAAAAGAAAGAAAAACCACAAGGACAGAGAGAAAAAAAAGAGGAAUCUCAUUCUAAUGAUCAAAGUCCACAAAUUCGAGCAUCACCUUCUCCCCAGCCCUCUUCACAGCCUCUCCAAAUACACAGACAAACUCCAGAAAGCAAGAAUUCUACUCCCACCAAAAGUAUAAAACGACCACCAACAGCUGAAAAGUCACAUAACUCAUGGGAAAAUUCAGAUGAUAAUCGUAAUAAAUUACUGAGAACUCCUUCAACAUCAAAAUUAAUAUCAAAAGUUACUAAAAAUACAGACAAGCAUAAAGAUGUCAUCAUCAACCAAGCAAAAAUGUCAACCCGUGAAAAAAACAGCCAAGAAGGAGAAUAUAUUAAAAUGUUUAUGCGGGGUCGGCCAAUUACAAUGUUCAUUCCUUCUGAUAUUGACAACUAUGAUGACAUCAGAACAGAACUGCCUCCUGAGAAGCUCAAACUGGAGUGGGCAUAUGGUUAUCGAGGAAAGGACUGUCGAGCUAAUGUUUACCUUCUUCCUACUGGGGAAAUAGUUUAUUUCAUUGCAUCAGUAGUAGUACUAUUUAAUUAUGAAGAGAGAACUCAACGCCAUUACCUGGGUCAUACAGACUGUGUGAAAUGCCUUGCCAUACACCCUGACAAAAUUAGGAUUGCAACUGGACAGAUUGCUGGAGUGGAUAAAGAUGGAAGGCCCCUUCAACCCCACGUCAGAGUGUGGGAUUCAGUUAGUCUGUCCACACUGCAGAUUAUUGGACUUGGAACUUUUGAGCGUGGAGUAGGAUGUCUGGAUUUUUCAAAAGCUGAUUCAGGUGUUCAUUUAUGCGUUAUUGAUGACUCCAAUGAGCAUAUGCUUACUGUUUGGGACUGGCAGAAAAAAUCAAAAGGAGCAGAAAUAAAGACAACAAAUGAAGUUGUUUUGGCUGUGGAGUUUCACCCAACAGAUGCAAAUACCAUAAUAACAUGUGGUAAAUCUCAUAUUUUUUUCUGGACCUGGAGUGGCAAUUCACUAACAAGAAAACAGGGAAUUUUUGGGAAAUAUGAAAAACCAAAAUUUGUGCAGUGUUUAGCAUUCUUGGGCAAUGGAGAUGUUCUUACUGGAGACUCGGGUGGAGUCCUGCUUAUAUGGAGCAAAACUACUGUAGAGCCAACACCUGGGAAAGGACCGAAAGGUGUAUAUCAGAUCAGCAAGCAAAUCAAAGCUCAUGAUGGCAGUGUGUUCACACUUUGUCAGAUGAGAAAUGGGAUGAUAUUAACCGGAGGAGGGAAAGACAGAAAAAUAAUUCUAUGGGAUCAUGAUCUGAAUCCUGAAAGAGAAAUAGAGGUCCCUGAUCAGUAUGGCACAAUCAGAGCCGUAGCAGAAGGGAAGGCAGAUCAGUUUUUAGUAGGUACAUCACGAAACUUUAUUUUGCGGGGAACAUUUAACGAUGGCUUCCAAAUAGAAGUGCAGGGUCAUACAGAUGAGCUCUGGGGUCUUGCCACACAUCCCUUCAAAGACUUGCUCUUGACAUGUGCUCAGGACAGGCAGGUGUGCAUGUGGAAUUCAGUGGAACACAAGCUGGAAUGGACCAGGCUCGUAGAUGAACCAGGACACUGUGCAGAUUUUCAUCCAAGUGGCACAGUGGUGGCCAUAGGAACGCACUCAGGCAGGUGGUUUGUUCUGGAUGCAGAAACCAGAGAUCUAGUUUCUAUCCACACAGAUGGAAAUGAGCAGCUCUCUGUGAUGCGAUACUCAGUAGAUGGCACCUUCCUGGCUGUAGGAUCUCAUGACAACUUUAUUUACCUCUAUGUAGUCUCAGAAAAUGGAAGAAAAUAUAGCAGAUAUGGAAAGUGCACUGGACAUUCCAGCUACAUCACACACCUUGACUGGUCCCCAGACAACAAGAAUAUAAUGUCUAACUCUGGAGAUUAUGAGAUAUUAUACUGGGACAUUCCAGGCGGCUGCAAACUAAUCAGGAACCGAUCAGAUUGUAAGGACAUUGAUUGGACGACGUACACCUGUGUGCUAGGCUUUCAAGUCUUUGGUGUCUGGCCAGAAGGAUCUGAUGGAACAGACAUCAAUGCCCUGGUGCGAUCCCACAACAGAAAGGUGAUCGCUGUCGCUGAUGACUUUUGCAAAGUCCAUCUGUUUCAGUAUCCAUGCUCCAAAGCAAAGGCUCCUAGUCACAAGUACAGUGCCCACAGCAGCCAUGUCACCAACGUCAGUUUUACUCAUAAUGACAGUCAUCUGAUUUCAACUGGUGGAAAAGACAUGAGCAUCAUUCAGUGGAAACUUGUGGAAAAGUUACCUUUGCCUCAGAACGAGACUGCAGUGGAUACCGCUCUAACCAAAGUCCCCCCCUCUUCUACGGAAAGUACCAUCCAGCCUCAUUCUCCUCUGCUGCCCGCCCCCCAGCCCUUACCCAUGACGGCUGAAGAGGAAAGUAGAAUAAGCAGUAAUUCUCCCACACCUCUGGAGAAUAGCCUGGAACAGACGGUGCAGCCCAGUGAAGAGCCCAGUGAGGAGCAGAGUGAAGGGGGCAGUGAAGAGCUCGGUGAGCCCUUGGAUGAAGAGCCAGCCACUGAGGUGAGUGAGGAGCAGGGGGAAGCUCCUCUCCCCGAGGACCAGCAGGACUCUCCAGCCCUGUCCUAACGCCGUGGCUUCAGGGCGGCUGUUCUUCGGCUGCAUGCAACUCUGUGAUGAAGCUGGUAACAGGAAUGGGCAGUGAUGAUUCGAGAUUUUGGUUUCCAUGCACUCUGUUUUCUUCAGUAGUCUUUAUCUCCAGUCUCUCAAAUGCAAUCUAAGGGUUCAUUUGGUGUGUGUUAAUAAUUAACCAAACGGAAUAGGAGAUGACUGAAACAUUAUGUCUCAGAAAUUGCUGUGUAGUAAGCGGUGUCAUGUAAAUACUGGAAACAGAAACAGCAGUUGUAUGGAUUAAAAAUCAACCCUCUUGUUAUCGGAACCUGUGUUCUUCAGAACAACCAGAGGCAUCGCAAACACUGCCACUCAUCUGCUGGCUCAGGCUGUCGUUCUUUUUUCCUGAUACAGAAACCAGAAGGAAAAAACGCUCUUAGUGAAAUAUUCUCCCACUCCAGAUGUCUAAUGAAAAUUUUCUGAUAGACUAUUGCCAAGUACAAUGGUGUUGCCUUCUAGAAUAAUGCCGUUUCCUUUACACUACCAGUAGAUGUCCAGGUGUGCUUCUUAGACCACUAUCUAGGUGCUGCCUUUUCCAAGUCAUGAGGAUCAGUCCCUUAAUUUGUUGGGUGAGAAUCUGUUUUAUCCUAGAACUAAGACAGCAUCAGUUUGUUGGAGAGCUUUCACUGUAUAUUAAACCACUGACAGAGAGGACGGAUUCCUCCAGGGAGUCCCUCACUGGCCUCAACAUUCUCAAAUGUUUAAAAGAUUUAAAAAAAAAAAAAAAAAAACCACAUGCCUUUAAAACCAAACUGUAAUAUUACCUGGCUAAUUUUAACUUAGCCUUCAUCAUAAUUUGUUCCCUUAAUAAUAGGAGAAAUAUAAAUAUAGGAAGUUAAAUGAUUGAAUUGGUGCUUGAAAUUUGUUUAGUUGUAAUUUUUAUACAAAUUAUACUAAAGGGUAAGAUAUUCAGCAAAUUGCAAAUUUUUUUACAGAAGUGUGAAUAACAGUCACAGUAAUUUUUAUAAAUUGCAUUCUUAACAGACUUGCUAUAUAGUCAUUUCCUUCUGGUGCAGUUGCUUGUAAGCCUUGGCAAGUGUCAUGUGACUAUCUUCUGCUAUUUUGAGCAAUGCAUGUGUUAUGUGUUGCAAGGUUGGGUUUUUUUUUUUCUUUAAUGUUUUGCCAGAAAACCAUGUCUAAGUACUUGUUUCGUACUUUAAAAAUAAUUACUGACAAAUAUGCAUUUCCUAUAUAUUUGUUUAUAUACUGGUUACAAAAAUUUUUUGUUUUAUUUUUAAACUUGCUGCAUUGUUUUAAUAACUUUGUUUUUUGGUUGGAUCAUGUUUAGAAACUUUGGAUGAAUUCAGAAGUCUUAAGUAUGCAAGUGUUUACGUGAUUGUGCCAUUCCAAAGUGCAUCAGAACUGUCAUUCCCUUCUAGUUUCUUCUCAGGAGUAACACAUAUCAGGUAUUUCACCAUCGUUUGGUAAUAUGAAAACUCCAGUGAACUCCCAAGGACACUUACAGCAUUUAUAUUCACACGCUAUGUGGAAGGGUGUAGGUAUGUGUGAAGGGGCGAGUGAAGACACUUCCUGUGUUUGUGUGUAUCUCAGUAAGAAGAUAUGCACCACAUUGAAAAUACUCAGUGUCAAUCUCUUUAUAUGUUUAGGUAUAUGUCUGUGUAUAUCUCUUUUCUUUUGUUUACAACUGUUCAAAAAAGAAACCUCAAACUAGUUCUCUUCAAAAGAGAUACAGCUUCCAAGCAACCCAGUUUUUGUCGGUAUGUUCUGUACAUAGUUAACAGAGAGCACCAAACAAUAAAUAUCAGGCAUAUAUCCACCUAUUAGCAGUGAGGAUAAAGUCAAGGUCAGCACGUGCUGUUCCCUGCAAGGAAAAUACAAAGAAAGAGCAUCUGUUUAAGUAGCUGGGGAAUACAGCUCUCCCCAGUCAGCAGGGAGUUUGUUUUGGGACAUCAGUCUCCUUUGGGUUGCCAUGGACAAUCAGAUACAUAAUCAUGAUACUCUUGGGUGGUAGUUUCAAAAGACACUACUAAUACGUAGAAAGCAUUCCAGCUAUCGAAUGCUGGUAACUACUGUUUAAUUGUCAGUUAAAUCUGUGAUAAUGGUUGGAAGUGGGUGGGACUAUGAAAUUUUAGUGGUUCUUAGAAAAACUUGUGAAUGAAAAUGAAUCCAAGUGUUUCAUGUGAAGAUGUUGAGCCAUUUCUAUCAUGCAUUCCUGUGUCAUGGCAGAAAAUUUUGAAGAUUAAAAUAAAAUAAUCAAAAGGUU